Messenger RNA from Quercus robur (English oak), 1479 nucleotides. Its product is annotated as NAC transcription factor 25-like. The transcript is spliced from 3 exons. Gene Ontology annotation, molecular function: DNA binding. The record is from RefSeq and is a predicted model, not a curated record. Gene Ontology annotation, biological process: regulation of DNA-templated transcription. NCBI's taxonomy places the organism in Eukaryota, Viridiplantae, Streptophyta, Magnoliopsida, Fagales, Fagaceae. Bases 1 to 1479 code for a protein of 492 amino acids.
AUGUCUUUUUCUCCAGAGAGCAGUAUGGAGUUUAAUCAUGAGCAAAAAAAGCAGACUUUGAUGGUUUCUGACAUAACAACCCAAGUGGUUCCCGAUAUAAACCAUACAACACAUUCAUCUCCUAGUGUGGUUGAUCAUCCAGAUGAGGAAAAACUAGAGGAGAAAAAGUUUCAAUUAGAAGAGGCGGAUGAGUUGGCUUUACACAGACUCCUCAAUGAUUUUGAUGGAGGAGCAGAGAAGGAGUACCACAGCUUUGAACAUGUGGAACCCCCACCUGGGUUUAGGUUCAGCCCCACCGACUUUGAUCUAGUCAUGCAUUACUUGAUCAGGAAGGUCUUGAAUCAUCCCUUGCCUUGGAAUCGGAUUGUGGAUGUUCAACUCUAUGACCACAGCCCCGAGUGGCUUGCAGAAGAGUACAAGCAAUAUGGACAAAACAAAUGGUACUUUUUUACUCCAAGGGAACGAAAGUAUCGAAAUGGAAAGCACCCAAAUCGAGCCGCAGGUGAUGGAUAUUGGAAGGCCACCGGAACUGACACUGCAAUCAAAUUCAAGGAACUUGUAGUUGGGUAUAAGAAGAAACUUGUUUUCUAUAGAGGAAAAGCUCCAAAGGGUGACAAGACCGAUUGGAUAAUGAAUGAAUAUAGAAUCAAUCAUGCUCCUGUAACUAAAACAAGUGAAACUGACAUGAGGUUGGAUAAAUGGGUUUUGUGUAUGAUUUAUCAGAAAAAUGAGAGCAAAUCAAGCAAGACUCAUACUCAAAAGGCUUAUCCCACAUCUUCACAUGCUAAUGAUAGAAAUGAGCCAAUGAAAAAUGUUGAUAUGAAAAUAGUUGAAGUUUUGGAUUUUAUAAGUCAGUCCUACCAAAAUGUACCUGCUUUUGCUCAUAUGCAUGUGAGUAGGUUCCCUAAUGGGUUUCGAGCAAUGGCUGGCAAAUAUGGAACUCUUCCUCAUGAUAAUAUAACUAGUAGCUUUCCUAAUCUGUUUCAAACUGAGGCUAGCAACUAUGGAACUCUUCCUCAUGAUAAUAUAACUAGUAGCUUUCCUAAUCUUUUUCAAACUUUGGCUAGCAACUAUGGAACUCCUCAUGCUCUUACGGUUAGUAAUUUCCAUAAUCAGUUUCAAGGUGUGGCUAGCAAUCAUGAAACUGCUCCUCAAAUGGUUGAACCAUUUUACUCUAGGCAACCUUUAUUGCAUUCUACAGAAUUGAAUGCAACGGUUGGCAAUUAUGAGACUUCUAUCAAGAAAGGCGAACCCAUUUCCUAUAUGCCUACUUUAGGGCAUUCGAGCUUUUCGACAAAUGAAUCGAGUGGAUACUUGUCUUCAACUUCGGUCUUUGCCACAAAUGAAUGGAGUAAACACAUGCAUUUGACUUCAACCUUUUCUCCAAAUGAUACCAGCCAUUCGGUUGAAUCAAGUGGAUAUCAAGAAAACAAGGACACUUCAAAACAUGGGGAUUACAGCUUAGCAUCAGAUCCAUAA